Molecule: messenger RNA, 2746 nt
Organism: Cryptotermes secundus
Lineage: Eukaryota; Metazoa; Arthropoda; Insecta; Blattodea; Kalotermitidae
Product: nucleoporin p54
Exons: 11
Coding region: 164-1906 (580 amino acids)
Biological process (GO): protein localization to nuclear inner membrane; nuclear pore organization; NLS-bearing protein import into nucleus
Cellular component (GO): nuclear pore; nuclear pore central transport channel
Molecular function (GO): structural constituent of nuclear pore
Source: RefSeq, a predicted model, not a curated record
AUUGGACCGUGAGGAUGGAGGUCAUAUGUACAUAUAGGGAAACUGCAUUGUCUAUAGUGGUCACACUGGUGAUUGAAAAGUGUGACUAGUUUUAACAAGAGAGUGGGUUAAUGUGGUAAUUUUCCAUUAUACGUAUUUAGUUUGAGGUACACUAAUAUAGAGUAUGGCUUUUAAUUUGGGAUCUACGCCAGCUUUUCCACCAGUAUCGUCAUCCGCAGUACCCCCAUUUGGUUUUGGAGUGGGAAAUACAGCUACUACAACGAAAGCUGGAUUUGGCAACACUGGUUUCUCUUUUGGUGGUGGUGCAUCAACAGCUCCUAGUUUCAGUCUUGGUAGUGGUGCAACUUCCACUACAAGUUCAGGCUUUGGUUUUGGAGGUAUCCGCUCAUGCCUUCCUCCUAGUGGAACAACAGGGUUCGGUGGAUUUGGAACUGGAUUUGGUUCUAACACAGCAACCAGCACCACGAUAUCCAAUGCCAACCCAUUUGGAGGGUUUGGAGGAUUUGGGAACACUGGUGCUACUACCACCACAACUCAGAGCCCAUUCCAGUUGACUUCAACUCCAAGGCCCCUCUUUGGCCAACCUCAAACCACCGCCACAAACUUGGGAUUUGGAGGGUAUGGGAGUUUUGGAGUAAAACAGCAGUCAACCCCAAUGCUAGGAUCUUUUGGAACCUUUGGUACUGGAACUGGAGGUUCAGCAUUUGGACAAGGUUUAACCCAGCCACAGCAGCAGGUUCCGCCAAAUCCUCUCGAGGCUUUGCAUAAUGCUGUGUUGAACUGUAAUGUAUAUGGGGAUGAGAGAGACACUACACUGGCAAGGUGGAAUUUACUGCAAGCUCUCUGGGGGGCAGGCAAAGCUUACUACUCACAGAUGGCUCCUCCAAUUGAGCUGACACAGCAGAACCCCUUGUGCAGAUUUAAAGCUAUUGGAUACAGCUGCAUGCCGUCUUCAGACAAUGCUCAGGGGCUAGUGGCAAUCACCUUCAACAAGAAAGAGGAAGAAAUCCGGAGCCAACAGGCACAGCUGAUAAGCAGUCUGAAUAUGGUACUGGGUAACAAGCCAAACAUAAGUCUCACCAUUGAAGGCAUAAAACUCAUCUAUGAAACCAAGACCCAGGUGGUUAUAUAUGUCCAAGAAAAAAGUGUUACAGGAUCGAUGAGACGCAUACCUGCUACAGAACUGUCAGCCUACCUCGUGAUGCAAAAGCACCAGCUUUUGAGCCUUGGUGCAGAUAAUGUGUUCGCACAAGUAGCACCAGACAAAGACCAGAUCAAGGAAUACCUAGAAAAUCCUCCAGCUGGCAUUGACCCUCGACUGUGGAAGCAGGCUCAGUUGGACAACCCAAACCCUGAAAAGUACAUUCCAGUUCCAAUGAUUGGAUUUGGUGAAGUGCGUUGGAGAAUGAAGUGUCAAGAGCAAGAAACUAAAUUACAUCAGGCAUUCUUGGACCGUGUGGCUGAGGACAUUGCAGAGCUACAGCGGCGUCACACAGCUACUGUUGCCAAGAUCGCAGAAUAUCGUCGCAAAUUUUUGGAUUUAGAACACAGAGUUCUCCAGGUCCUUGCAAAGCAGGAAGUGUCACGAAAAGUGGGUCUCGCACUACAACCUGAGGAGGAAGCGCUCAGGAGUCAAUUAGAGGCACUUCAGAAUCAGCUUCAUGCUCCUGCACAGUUCAAGGGUCAAGUAAGUGAAUUGCUGUCACAAAUGCGAAUGCAGAGACAAGAGGCGGCACACAGAGAAGUUGAGCGCUACUCAAUGGAUCCGUCUGUACAGGAAGAUAUUAAACAGUUUCUGGUUAUAGAGCAGAAUUGUAUGGCCCACUUGAUUGAAACAAUCCAGACUGACAUGGCCACACUGAAGAUUAUCAAGGAAGGAAUGACUAGGUUAUUACAAGAACACUGAUAUUAUGGAAUAUUUAAAAAUUAAUUUUUCUUGCAGGCUUCAAGAAUGAUGUUAUACUCAGUUGUAUAUUCAAAUUGUAAUUUUUCCACAAUUAUGUACCACUAAUUUUUUAAAUUCAGUUAUGUUCAUUUUAUUUUAUCUCAUUUAUAGUUGUAUUUCAAAAUGAGAGAUCAUUCUAAGGUUUCACUUUAUGUCUGCAUACAAAAUUACAGGGGAAAGAGCAUUUUCUAGUGGUAUGAGUCAGUGUUCAAUCUUGAUUUAAAAGAGAAAUUUACUUAAACUUUGUAAAGUAUGAAAUUCCUGGACUCAGAUUAAAUUUACAAACACUUUUGGUUUGGAUCCAAUUCAGCAGUAUUGAAGUGGGGCUGUGGACUAGAUUUGUAUGUAAUAUGCAGUGCUGACACUGAAUACUGAGUUUCAUUAAAAUGUGUUGAAUACUUUCUGAACUUAAACAUCUGGACAGAAACAACUCUCCCAUUAUGCAUUCCUUUACAUAUUUUGUGAAAGCUCACAUAGAAAUUGUACCAUGAAACAAUGUGUGUUAUAUAUACAUAUGAAGAAACAUAUUUUUCAAUGCAGAAGAGAACUACAGAUUAAGGAUACAGCUUUUCAGUGUUGAGGGCAAACUGUAGCCAAUUCUAUAAAUAUAUGUAUCACUGUAAUAAUGUCUGAAUAAAUUGUACUAGUAGUAAUCUGUGAAUCACAAACUUACCACUGACAAGGUACAGUAUCUCUCACACAUGUGCAGGGUUUCUUCGUGGGUAUGUGUAACAGAGAGCUACCUGCCCUCCAGUUGUCUUGAACUGAACUGAAAUUAAAAACAAUGAAGUACAAACAGUA